AUUAAAUAUAUGAAAGCCCGUAAUGUAAUUAGGAGGCGCGUAGUGCGUGUCUAAAGCAAGCCCACAAUACAUCAUCAAUAACGAUAAACUGAUAAGUGCGGGAAAGGAAACAACAGCAACAACACCGCUAAACAUGGCAAGAUUCUGCCUGCAAUUGAACGCCGGCAUAGCCAGAAAUCUCGCAAUUGCUUCCACUAAAGCUGGCGGCGAACGGAAAAGCAGCAGCACUAAUAUCGAAACAGUCCAACUACCGGAAAAAGUAAAGAGCUCAAGAAUUCUGAUACUAGGUGGUACUGGAAGAGUUGGAGGUUCCACUGCCGUCGCCCUCAACAAAUUCUGCCCUCAUCUUCGCAUCGUAGUUGGUGGUCGAAACAGGGAAAAAGGUGCUGCAACGGUGACAAAAUUAGGCGACAACUCCGAAUUCAUAGAGGUUGACAUCAAUGAUAAUUUGUCACUAGAUAAAGCUUUGAAGGGUGUUGAUCUUGUUGUUCAUACUGCCGGGCCGUUUCAGCAGUCCGAGAAGUGUACUGUGCUUGAAGCUGCAAUUCAGAACAAGGUUGCAUAUCUUGAUGUGUGUGAUGACUCAAGCUACUCACAGCGUGCAAAAUCAUACAUGAACAGAGCGCUGGAUGCAAAUAUUCCAGCAGUAACAACAGGGGGGAUCUACCCUGGAGUGAGCAACAUAAUGGCGGCAGAGCUAGUUCGAGCAAUCAAAAGUGAGGGCAAAGGUGAACCAGAGAGACUGAGGUUCUAUUACUAUACUGCAGGCUCUGGGGGUGCUGGCCCAACAAUAUUAUCGACUAGCUUUCUACUUCUAGGAGAGGAGGUAGUUGCAUAUAACAAAGGAGAUAAAAUUAAACUGAAACCCUAUAGCGGGAUGCUCAACAUUGAUUUUGGACGUGGAAUUGGGAAGAGGGAUGUUUACUUGUUGAAUUUACCUGAGGUCAGAAGCACCCACGAGAUUCUCGGAGUACCAACUGUGAGUGCACGGUUUGGGACUGCACCAUUCUUCUGGAAUUGGGGGAUGGUAGCCAUGACGUACUUACUUCCAGCUGAAACCCUGAGAGACAGAAGUAAAGUUCAACAUCUAGUUGACUUGUUUGACCCUAUAGUCAGAAAAGUUGAUGGAAUUGCUGGAGAGAAAGUGUCAAUGAGGGUUGAUUUGGAUUGUUCAGAUGGAAGGUCUAGAAUAGGAAUAUUCAGCCAUAGAAAACUAUCUGAAUCAGUAGGAACCUCUACAGCUGCAUUUGCCCUGGCAAUUCUGGAAGGAAGCACAAAGCCUGGAGUUUGGUUUCCUGAAGAGCCUGAAGGUAUUGCCGUCGAGGCAAGGGAGGCCCUUCUAGAUCGUGCUUCCCAAGGAACGAUGAAUUUCAUCAUGAACAAGGCUCCCUGGAUGGUUGAGACAAAUCCUAAGGAGAUAGCUUUUGGAAUCUACACUUGAGAAUGUUUUUGCAAAACAGUGAAUACAUUUUUCUGUACUCACAUAGUCACAUGGAAAGACUGGAUUGUGUAGGUAUCAUUCUCGAUUGCCUAUGUAUUAUUCAUCUAUUUCACGUGUAAAAAACUUUGGCAGCA
Messenger RNA from Salvia miltiorrhiza (redroot sage), 1575 nucleotides. RefSeq lists its product as uncharacterized. The record is from RefSeq and is a predicted model, not a curated record. The transcript is spliced from 13 exons. NCBI's taxonomy places the organism in Eukaryota, Viridiplantae, Streptophyta, Magnoliopsida, Lamiales, Lamiaceae. Bases 134 to 1441 code for a protein of 435 amino acids.